Molecule: messenger RNA, 789 nt
Organism: Pipistrellus nathusii (Nathusius's pipistrelle)
Lineage: Eukaryota; Metazoa; Chordata; Mammalia; Chiroptera; Vespertilionidae
Source: the annotation of a GenBank genome assembly
AUGCCCCUUCAUGUGAAAUGGCCGUUCCCCGCCGUGCCGCCGGUCACCUGGACCCUGGCCAGCAGUGUCGUCAUGGGACUGGUGGGCACCUACAGCUGCUUCUGGACCAAGUGCAUGAACCGCCUCACCGUCCACAACAAGGAAGUGCUGUAUGAGCUCAUUGAGAACCGCAGCCCGGCCACGCCCCUCAUCACCGUCUCCAAUCACCAGUCCUGCAUGGAUGACCCUCAUCUCUGGGGGAUCCUGAAACUCCGCCACAUCUGGAACCUGAAGUUGAUGCGUUGGACCCCCGCGGCUGCAGACAUCUGCUUCACCAAGGAGCUGCAUUCUCACUUUUUCAGCCUGGGCAAGUGCGUGCCUGUUUGCCGAGGAGACGGUGUCUACCAGAAGGGAAUGGACUUCAUUUUGGAGAAGCUCAACCAUGGGGAUUGGGUGCACAUCUUCCCAGAAGGAAAAGUGAACAUGAGCUCCGACUUCCUGCGCUUCAAGUGGGGAAUUGGGCGCCUGAUCGCCGAGUGUCAUCUCGACCCCGUCAUCCUGCCGCUGUGGCAUGUGGGAAUGAACGAUGUCCUUCCUAAUAAACCACCAUAUGUUCCCCGAAUCGGACAGAAAAUCACUGUGCUGAUAGGCAAGCCCUUCAGCGUCCUGCCUGUGCUCGAGCGGCUCCGGGCAGAGAAUAAGUCCACGGUGGAGAUGCGCAAAACCUUGACCGACUUCAUCCAGCAGGAAUUCCAGGGCCUGAAGACCCAGGCGGAGCAUCUCCACAACCACCUGCAGCCUGACAGAUAG